This is a messenger RNA of Megachile rotundata (alfalfa leafcutting bee), 3417 nucleotides long. It is a transcript of the gene Nf-YA, whose product is annotated as nuclear factor Y-box A. Lineage: Eukaryota; Metazoa; Arthropoda; Insecta; Hymenoptera; Megachilidae. The record is from RefSeq and is a predicted model, not a curated record. Gene Ontology annotation, molecular function: DNA-binding transcription factor activity; DNA binding. Gene Ontology annotation, biological process: regulation of DNA-templated transcription. Gene Ontology annotation, cellular component: CCAAT-binding factor complex.
AUUCAAGAUAUUUUUUUACUAUGUAUUAAUUACUAUGCACAUUUUUGUCAAUGCCAUGUUUAUAUUACAAAAAAAGUGCUUUUGUAAUAUCAAAGGUAAACACAAAUUUUCAAUUAUUCAGAUAUACAUCAGUGAUAUUUGUAUGAAUUGUUUCUAUUAUUAAUGUUGUAUUGUUUGAUAAUUGUCAACAUUCUUAUAUAUAUUUUAUGUUUAUCAAAAUCUAUUAAUUUAAUAUUUUUCUAAAAAUGUGAUAGUUGUUACUUCACUUCCACCCCUUAUUCAUUUAUAUAAAAUAUGGUAAACAAAAAUUCAUAAACCUAUAAUACCAUUUUGUGAAUAUGGAAGUUUCAUUAAAUGAUAUUACAUUUGGCAAUAAAUUAUCGUUAAAAAAAUGUAAACUGCAUUUGUUAUAAUCAUAUUGCACAGAAUAUCAUCUUAUAAGAAAUGCUAUUAUAUAAUUUAUAUAAUUUGUCACAAUUUUACUAAUUGUUAUCUUAAUCAUGAUAUUUUCUAAGUGAGAUUAUCUGCUGAUAAAUUUUAAGUCCCAGCUAAAAUAGAUUGUUUCACUGUGCAUGCACAGUCAAUUUCCACAUUUCCAAACCCUAAUUCUUCAAAUCAUCAAAUUCUAAUAUUCCUCAAUUUCCAAAGUUCCAAAUUUCAAACACAUACAUCUGCUAAUUUCUACAUGCUGAAAUCACCAAAUUUUCAGAUCAAAUGUAGAUAAAAAAUAACAGAUGUAUUCAAUAAUAAAGCUGAAUUGAAAUUUCUAAAUUCCAAAUUCUAAAAUAUUGUCAAAUAUUUCAAUGUCUAUAAGUGUUGAGAGUCCUGAAAUAUUCGCCAGGAUAUUGAAGGUUUGAGGAGUUCAUGACGUUGUUGUUUACUCGUGGCAUCGAUUGUCGGCGCAUUUAAUACGCAAAUAAUGAGCCAGAUACGGUGAGAAUGAUCCUUGAUCGUUAUAGAUCGAUGAAUUGAUUUAAAAGGAAGCGGGAAAUAAGCAGUUAGAAACGCGCGAAGUUUGAGGAGAGCGCGGGAAGUGUGUGGUGGGGAUAAGUCGAGCCAGUAGAUUGGUUAGGCGUGUCGAGGCGCGGAGGGGCAUCGACCGGUCUGGCAUCGGGCUGCUAUCGGACUGGCAGGUCCCCCCGUUCAGUGCCACCAAUACACAAGAGCCGAGGACUCUCUAUCGCCGACCAUUGGUCCUCAAUUUGCCGACCAAUCAUUGGGAAAGUGCCCACGAAAAUAUCCAAUUAAUAGGAAAAAAUUACGAUGGAACAAUUGGGGGAAGGUCAGGCAGUUAUGGUUGGUGGUGCCGGUGGAACUGUUCAAGUUGUUCAAAUGGGACAGGGAGGACAGGCCAUGAUGUUACCACAAGCCAUUCAAGUUGCAGCUCCGAAUGGACAAAUACAAGUAGUUCCUGUAUCAAGUUUAACUAGUACAGGACAACAGAUUGUAAUUCAGCAGCCACAAACGCCACAAAUCAUUCAGACUCCUGAUGGACAAACGUACAUUUAUCAGCCAGUUCAGUUAGAGGGUCAAGUUCAGCAGGCACAACCCACAGUAAUUAAUAUCAAUGGGAACCUUAUGCAAAUUGCUGGUACAACGUCGCAAACAACAACCACUGCUGCAACUACAACACCGGUGCAACCUUUAGCAAGUCCUACAGCAACAGCAACUCAGGCAGGAAAUGUUGUCAUGAUGGUACCAGGAAAUAGUGGGCAGACACAAUUCCAGAGGGUAGCACUACCUAAUGCUGAAGUCUUCGAAGAAGAACCUCUGUAUGUAAAUGCCAAACAGUAUAGGCGUAUAUUAAAGCGACGUCAAGCUAGAGCUAAAUUAGAAGCAGAAGGAAAAAUACCUAAGGAAAGACCUAAAUAUCUUCACGAAUCUCGUCAUCGACACGCAAUGAACAGAAUUCGUGGCGAAGGCGGCCGUUUCCAUUCUGGUCAAGUGAAGAAGCGAAAUAGAACAAGUGAAAACUCCAAGAUUACCCAGCACAUCACAACCUCGACCAACACCAAUACCGUUCGUACUAUAGCAAUAGCAGCUGCGACAAAUGUAGGAGUACAGUAUCAUGACACAGACAAUAUGGCUUCAACCAUUGUCAUCGAAAAGCCGGGGAUUCCUCUUCAGGAUAUGAUUUCUGAAGAUGAUAUAAUUACCUCAAACAAUUGUUUAGUGUAGAUAAAUAUUUAAAUUAAGUUUAGAGGUGAUAAGUGAUCAAAUAAUAAGUAAGAAAAGAAAGUGUGUCAGUGAUGCAAUCCUACAUGUAGUUGUGUUAACCUUUAAAGAACAUUUUGUAAAUAAUCAUCACAAUAUGAGAUAUAGUGUGAGUAAGCAUUUCAAGGACAAAAAGCAGCGAGGAAUCAUCAAAGUUAUAUAUAUUACUAUUGUGAAAGGGUUUAUGUCAUAUUUUUUUAACUUUUCUUUCUGUACCAUAACAUAAAUUCAAUAACACUAUUACAUAAUAUUAUGUUGCGGUACAAUGAAAAACUUGAUUGGAGAUGAAACUUUUCACAUUGUAAUAUGGUGAAAGAAAGAGCUAUUGCAGUUUAGUUAUAAUUAAACUUCAAAUAUUUCGUGUACAUAUAAAGCUUACAGUGUAACAUAUCGAAUAUACGUCAAGAAACGUGUAAAUUUUUAUAUAAAUCGUAUUGUUACAUUUGAUUGAGAGAGACUGAACUUAUAAUUUAUUGUUACGUGCUGGGUACCAUUUUUAGAUUAGGUUUUAUAAAUGAAUUAAUCUUAACUUCCAUUAUGAUGUGGAGUGAACAAAAUGAAUUGAACGCGUGAAUAAAAUUUUUUGUACAGUUUUGAGUACAAGUACAAUUACUUUAGUCUAAUGAAAAGCUUUAUGGAAUAUAGUUAAUUGUUAAGAGUAUAUUAUUAUAGGAAGUUACUCGUAUUUUGUGCAGUGGCUUAUGUAAAUAAUGUUAUCUAUUUUGGCUAAUUGAAGGAGGCUAAGUAAUUUAUCUCGAUAGUUACUGAAAUCUUCGAAAAUUCUAAUAAACAAUUCUUUUUUAUAUGUACGACAAAAAUCUAAAAAUUUCUAAGAAAUUAAUUUUCAUUCUAAUUGAAUGUAUAAAAGAAAUGUACGUUAGGUGCUCACUAUAAUCUAAAACAAUUAUUUUUUAGAAAAAGUAGUAGCUUUGUGUGCAUCAAAACGAGAUUUUUUAAACUUCAUCAAGUUUAAAGAAAUAUUCGAGAAAUAAAACAUUGAUUUUCUUUUCUUAUUUAAAUAAUACGUAUUCUUAUAAUGUAUUCCUUACGUGUAAAUAUCUAGUACCUUCUUUCAUUGUAAAAAAUAAAAGAAAAGGCAGUUCAUAAGCACACACAAAUAUUUUGUAAAACAGAUCUACAAUAAAUCGUGUUUGUAAAUAAUUGUAAGGUCACAAAUAUAAGAAACAUUUACAUGAAAUAUAA